AUGGCACCACACGGACAUUGCGGUGAUGGACCAUGCAGAUGUGGCCCAGGACACAAUGGAGGACAUGGACAUCACCACGGUCCUGGACACCAUGGACCUGGACACCAUGGUCCUGAACACCAUGGACCAGGCCACCACGGACCAGGACACCAUGGUCCCGGACACCAUGGUCCUGCACAUCACGGUCCUGGUCACCACGGCCCAGGACAUCAUGGCCCAGUCGAUGGUCAUCACCACCAUCAUCAUGGGCCUCCACACCAUCAUCAUGGGCCACCACCCCACCACCAUGGACCCCCUCAUCACGACCAUCAUCACGGUCCUCCACACCACGGAGGCUCAGGAAUACUUGUACUCACUCCAGGUCAUCGAUGUUAA
Molecule: messenger RNA, 375 nt
Organism: Eupeodes corollae
Lineage: Eukaryota; Metazoa; Arthropoda; Insecta; Diptera; Syrphidae
Product: proline, histidine and glycine-rich protein 1-like
Exons: 1
Coding region: 1-375 (124 amino acids)
Source: RefSeq, a predicted model, not a curated record